Molecule: messenger RNA, 2184 nt
Organism: Diabrotica virgifera virgifera (western corn rootworm)
Lineage: Eukaryota; Metazoa; Arthropoda; Insecta; Coleoptera; Chrysomelidae
Exons: 1
Coding region: 1-2184 (727 amino acids)
Source: RefSeq, a predicted model, not a curated record
AUGGCUGAUAAAUUGAAAAAAUAUACGUUUCAAAGGAGAAUGGCAAUGAACGAUUUAGAAACGUUAUUGCGUUUAUCCAAUUCUUCUCUUACAGAGGUUCAUAAGCAGUCGCUUUUUCGUGUUCGGUACUCAGAGUUAGACGAUGUUUUGGAGAGUUUUAAUAAAAAUCAUCAAAACAUCGUUACAAAUCUUUUGAACUCUGAACCUACCGAUGCUCAAUUAGAUUCUGAGGACAUUAUUCGUUCCCAAUUUUUAAAUGAUUAUUAUCAGAUCAAGGCUAAUUUCGCGGAUCUCUUUGAAAAUGAUGAUAAUAGUCAAAAAAAUGAGCAAGAUAUCGCCGCUUCGAAUGCAGUACAACCUCCUAGUAAUGUUCGCUUGCCGCAGUUAGAAUUAGUUAAAUUUUCCGGUGAGUUUACGUCAGCAAUUACUUUUUUUGACUUGUUCGAUGCGCUUGUGCACCGUAGACCUAACGUUGAUGAUACGGAAAAAUUAACGUAUUUGAUUCAAAGUUUAGAAGGGCCUCCUUUAAGGUUAGCUAAAUCCUUGCCUUUAGCUAGAGAAAAUUAUGUUAGGAUUUAUGAUAAAUUAAAAAAUAGGUAUUUAAAUAAACGUUUGCGUGCAAUGGCACAUUGGUGCAAAAUUGAAGAAGCUCCCGCAACUAUGUUUAAGAAUUCUGAUAGUUAUAGUAAUUUAAUUGAUACCUUUUCGGAAAAUUUAUCAGCUUUAGAAAAUUUGGGUUAUAAAAUUUCGGAUUUUGUGUUAGCUUACAAAAUUCUCACCAAGCUUGACGAGGAGACUCACCAACGUUUUGAAUUAUUACAUGGGUCUAGUGAAAUGCCUACUUUUAUUCAAUUAUCUGAUUUCCUAGAAAGUCAAUGCAUUUCGUUUGACUCAUCCUUGUUGUCGCCUUGUUCUCCCAAGGAUUCUAAUAGAAAAAAUAAAUCGCCUUCUAAACACAAUGCAAAUAAAAAUGGUUCUAAAGUCAAUAAUCGCUAUAGUUUUUUUUCGAAGCCUAAUGCGACGACUUGUUUGUUAUGUUCUGCCGAUCACCAUUUAAAAGAUUGUUCUUUAUUUUUAAAUAAAUCUCCUUAUGAACGGUACAACGCUUGUAAGAGAAUGCGUCUUUGUUUUAAAUGUUUAGAAAAACACGAUUCUCGUAGUUGUAGUGUCACCUCUCGUUGUUGUCAUUGUAAUUCAUCCCACCAUAGUCUUUUACAUUUUAAAAGUUCUGAAAGUGCCACUCAAGGCGCUACUUCUGUUGCUGCCGUUCCAACUACUGCUUCUUCUGAUGCUCAGGUUAAUACUGGAACAUUGAGCUCACAUGCUGCAUCAUUAGGUAGUGUUACCUCAAAAAACUCGAGCGUUUUGUUAGCUACUGCUGUGGUAGAAAUUAUGGAUGGUUGUGGAUUGUAUCAACCUGUUCGAGCUUUAAUUGAUGGGGGCAGCAUGACCUCUUUUGUAUCUCAGUCUUGUAUUCGUCAGUUAGGUAUUAGACAUUCUUCUGCUACCUUAUCGGUACAAGGUAUUGGUGCUAUAAAAAGUACAGUGGUUGGUCGAGUUGAUCUUCAGAUAAAACCUGUGGAUAGAGUGGAUCCUAUUUUUAAUUGUGAGGCGUUUGUGUUGCCAAAAAUUUGUGAGGACCUACCCGUUGUUAGUUUGGAUGUUGGGCAUUGGUCUUAUAUUGCUAAUUUAAAGUUGGCAGAUCCUCGGUUUCAUCUACCUGGUAAGGUGGACUUAUUGCUUGGAGCUGAUAUAUUUUCUCAGUUAUUAUUAGAAGGUAAAGUUCAAACUCCUAGAGGUAUGCCUGAUGCUCUUAAUACCGUUUUUGGCUAUGUCCUUAUGGGUCCCUGUAGUUCGGUUCCUAUGACAUCUGCCACCUCGUUGUUUUGUCACGUGGAUCAAAUGGUUUCGUUGGAGGAGUCUGUAAAGCAGUUUUGGAGUUUAGAAACUGUUCCUGAAGUAGAAUGUUCAGCUCCUGAAGAUAUUCUUUGUGAGAAUAAUUUUGUUGAGAGUGUUUGUCGAGACGGCUCUGGUCGUUAUACCGUUGCUCUACCUUUCAGGGAAUUAUCUCCUGUUUUUCCAGGAAUGUUUGAGUUAGCUGUAAAUCGUUUUCUUUCCUUAGAAAAAAGGCUUUUGAAAAAUCCUAGUGUUUAUCAGGAAUAUUGUACCUUUAUGAAAGAUUAG